CACUUGCAGGCAGGCAUUUAUCCCAUCACCAGUGACUCUACCAUUGCGACCGACCUGCGACCAUGUGUGGUUCAGACAUCUUUCUAGCGAUUCUCGCCAUUUUCUUCCCUCCAGUUGCGGUGUGGAUCAAAGUAGGCAUCUGUACGGCUGACUCGAUCAUCAACCUUGCUCUCUGCUGUCUCGCCUAUAUCCCGGGCCUGCUGCACGCCUGGUACAUCAUUCUCAAGUAUCCCGAGCCGGACUACGAUGACCCCAGCUAUGCGCCCAUUCCCGGGAAUCACAGAGGCGACGCCGAGAACGGUCGCGUCACAUAUUACUAUGUCUCCCACCAACCCAUUCAACACCCAUCCCAGCGUGGCUAUGGUACCAUGCCUCCGCAACAACCCCACGCGGCGAACGCUCAGCCUAAGCAGCAACAUCCCGCACCUUCCCAACAGCACGAACACGCUUCUGGAAGCGGCGGCGGCGGUAGCAGCAGCCGAGAACACGCCGAUGCGCGGCCACCGCCCACGUACGCCGAAGCAGUGAAGGGGGACCACAAAGUACAAGAUCAAACAGGUCAAGCCUGA
Molecule: messenger RNA, 569 nt
Organism: Aspergillus uvarum CBS 121591
Lineage: Eukaryota; Fungi; Ascomycota; Eurotiomycetes; Eurotiales; Aspergillaceae
Product: putative stress response RCI peptide
Exons: 2
Coding region: 63-569 (168 amino acids)
Biological process (GO): endosome transport via multivesicular body sorting pathway
Cellular component (GO): fungal-type vacuole membrane; fungal-type vacuole lumen
Molecular function (GO): ubiquitin protein ligase binding
Source: RefSeq, a predicted model, not a curated record